Messenger RNA from Dictyostelium purpureum, 1144 nucleotides. RefSeq names its product subunit of heterodimeric actin capping protein cap32/34. Gene Ontology annotation, cellular component: F-actin capping protein complex; cytoplasm. The transcript has 3 exons. The record is from RefSeq and is a predicted model, not a curated record. Bases 67 to 882 code for a protein of 271 amino acids. Gene Ontology annotation, molecular function: actin filament binding. Gene Ontology annotation, biological process: cell morphogenesis; actin cytoskeleton organization; barbed-end actin filament capping. NCBI's taxonomy places the organism in Eukaryota, Evosea, Eumycetozoa, Dictyosteliales, Dictyosteliaceae.
AUUUUAUUUUUUUAUAUUAAAACUUUUUUUUUAUUAUUUAUAUAUAUUUUAUAAUAUAAUUUAACAAUGUCAGAAAAACAAUUAAAUGCAGCCCUCGAUUUAAUGAGAAGACUCCCACCUUCACAAAUCGAAGACAAUUUAGCUGGUCUUCUUGAUCUUGUCCCAGAUCUCACAGAUGAUCUUUUAAGUUCAGUCGAUCAACCAUUAAAAGUUGCUUAUGAUUCAGUUGCCAAAAAAGAUUAUUUAUUAUGUGAUUAUAACAGAGAUGCCGAUUCAUACAGAUCACCAUGGUCAAAUAAAUAUGACCCAGCACUUUCAGGUGCUUGUUACCCAUCAGCAAAAUUAAGAGAAAUUGAAGUUCAAGCCAAUGAAGUUUUCGAAAUUUAUCUUAAUUUAUAUUUUGAAGGUGGUGUUUCAUCAGUUUACUGUUGGGAUCUCGAUGAUGAUUUUGCUGCAGUUGUUUUAAUGAAAAAAACUCAAGAUCAAUCAAAGAAAGGUCAACCAAUGAGAGGUACCUGGGAUUCAAUUCACGUUGUCGAAGUUAAAGAUAAGAAAAAGAACGCCUACUACAAAUUAACCUCAACUGUCAUGUUAUCAAUUGAAACUGAUAAUGAAGCUACUGGUAAAAUUAACCUUGCUGGUAGUUUAACUAGACAAGACGAAAAAGAAUUCCCACUUAAUGACGUUGAUACCCACGUUGUUAACAUUGGUAAAAUGGUCGAAGAUAUGGAAUCAAAAUUAAGACAAACUUUAGAAACCAUUUAUUUUGGUAAGACCAAAGAAGUUGUCAACACUCUCCGUAAUGCUCUUGGUAGCUCCGAAAUUGAAAAGAGAAAGAAUCUUUCAAACCAAAUCGGUUCAGCUCUUGGUUCAAGAAACUAAAUUUUCUAAUUUUCCUCAAUCCAUUAUUUAUAUAUAGUAACAAAAAAAAAAAUAAUAUUAAUAUAAAAAAACUCAACCCCUUUUUAUUUUUUUUUAUAAUAAUGUAUUUUAAUCAAAAAAUGUGUUUUUAAUAAUCAUCCCAAUAAUUCAUUUUAAAAUUUUUUAAAAUGAUUUUAAUAAUAAAAAAAAUAAAAUAAAAUAAAAUAAAAAAAAAAAAUAAAAUAAAAAAAAAUAAAAUAUUUAUUAAAGUUUUACUAUCACC